Messenger RNA from Fraxinus pennsylvanica, 624 nucleotides. The record is from the annotation of a GenBank genome assembly. Lineage: Eukaryota; Viridiplantae; Streptophyta; Magnoliopsida; Lamiales; Oleaceae.
AUGAGCUGGCUUAACAAACUCGGAUUCGGUGUGCGCAACCCCACUGACUCCCCCGUGGAUUCCUCUUCCGAUUCUUCAAUGGCAAAGGGACCUGACGACGACGUACCUGCUCCAGGUCAGAUGUUCGCGCAAUUCGGGGCAGGUUGCUUCUGGGGCGUGGAAUUGGCCUUUCAGAGGGUGCCGGGUGUUACCAAGACUGAAGCGGGAUACUCCCAGGGGUACUUGCACAAUCCCACCUACCAGGAUGUUUGUUCCGGUACCACGAACCAUUCGGAGGUGGUUAGGGUCCAGUAUGAUCCGAAGGAGUGUAGUUAUGAGACUCUGCUUGAUGUUUUCUGGGCGAGACAUGAUCCUACAACUCUUAAUCGCCAGGGGAAUGAUGUGGGAACUCAAUAUAGAUCCGGAAUUUACUUCUACACACCUGAACGAGAGAAGGAAGCACUUGAGUCGAGGGAUAAACAGCAGAAGCUUUUGAACAGGAAGAUCAUAACUGAGAUUCUACUUGCCAAGAAAUUUUAUAGUGCCGAAGAGUAUCACCAACAAUAUCUCGAAAAUGGUGGACGGUUUGGUUCCAAACAAUCGGCUGACAAAGGUUGCAAUGAUCCCAUUCGGUGCUAUGGCUAG